Molecule: messenger RNA, 2125 nt
Organism: Lasiosphaeria miniovina
Lineage: Eukaryota; Fungi; Ascomycota; Sordariomycetes; Sordariales; Lasiosphaeriaceae
Exons: 3
Coding region: 202-1908 (568 amino acids)
Source: RefSeq, a predicted model, not a curated record
AGUGAUCAGUUCUCUGGCCCUCCAAUUGCCAUAGCCAAAUUCUGCACUUACUGUAGCACCGAACUACAGGCCUUAUAGUCCGUGGUUAUUGUUUGUCCAGCCCCUUUGCAGUUCUGCCUUUUAUGUUGUUUUGGUAGCUCUUGAUACCUCAAAGUACAAAGUACCAACUUACCUCUCUUUGGACCGCUGUUUGCUUUCAGCAUGCCGAUACACGAGCAUAGAUUUUUCAGUUCAAGACGAAGCAAAAUUGGGCCAAAACACGACUAUACUUGGUUCUGUUGCGAGUGUGGCGGUUUCGCGGGGACAUGGGAAAUCAAUGAGGCCUGCCCGCAAUGGCUGUGCCACCACGCGCGAUGCUCUUUGUGCGUAAUUGAGAGGGUGCUCGUGCCUCGCGACCCUUUCCUUCCAAGCCGGACUUGGACUACACCGACGUGGCGCGGCCUGUCAAAACCUGCUUCGGACUCACUUCUCUCUCCGCAAGGCGACAGCCACAAAUUUGCGACACCAAGCACGGGCGUGGUGAUCGACAGCUACCCUUCGUUACUGGAUUUCCCUCCCCCAAGCCCGUCUUCUAGUGGAUCAUCACAUGACUUGGAACGGGACGAAGACUUCGACGACGGCCACACGCAUGAAAUUGGAGACAGCAUCGUGUCUCGAUCUCUGUCAAACGAAUUCUCUGCGACGGCCCGUGACAUGCUGCCUCUGCUGUUCGCCCGGUACGAGGAGUGGCUACGACAGGCAACCUCUGCGCCAUCGGGCUCGGGAUCCGGUGGCGCGAGCAGCAGCCGGAACACAAGACACGAGGACCAGCAGAGCUCAACUGAAGGCCCGCCGCGGAAGAGGCGCCGCACAGACGACAAUGGGGAUUCGGCCGAGGAAAAAGAGCCGAGCAUCGAAGUCGCGCUCCCAGACGGUUUAGAAACCAUCAGACUGGACCGUCGUUUGUUCGCCUGCCCCUUCUGGAAGGAGAACUCGAGUCAGUGGCGAUACUGCUUCAGAUACCGGCUCAGGCGGAUCCAGGACGUGAAGCAGCACCUGCGCAGAGUUCAUGCCCAGUCCUGCCACUGUGUGCGGUGCGGCCACGAGUUCCCAUGCCGGCAGGACCGGGACUCACACUACGCCAGCGCCAUUCCAUGCGAGACGAGGCCCUUUCGCCGGAAGUGGCUGACGGACGACCAGACGGAGAGCCUGAAAAAGAAGUCGAACCCGAAGCACACGGCCGACCAGCAGUGGUACGCGAUCUGGGACGUCGUGUUUCCCGACCACCCGCGGCGGCCCGACUCGCCAUACCUCGACGGCUCGCUGUCUGAAGACCUGAGCUCCUUUCGCGACUUCUUCCUGGCCGAGGGCCCGAGCAUCCUGAGGGAGAGCAUCGGGCCGCGCAGCGCCAUGUACGAGCGCCAGGCCCUUCAGCUGUCGCUGACGCAGAUAUACAACCAAUGGGCUUCUGCACGAGGCCAGUCUAUGCUGGACCCGGACGGCGACACGUCGGCCGGCAGCUCUUCAGCAGCCGAAACUCCUCCAUCGGCCAUAAUCGCCGCUCCGACCCCUGGCAUGUUUGCAGAGUCUAGUGGUGCCGAGACUCUAUGGCCUUGGGAUUGCAUUGCAGAGAGUGUUCGAGAAGCCGAGGGUGGCGACCUGCACAGCACCCCUAACUUCUUUGGUGACGACUUGGGAUUUUUGGACUUUGGUUUUGACAGCUACCCGCCCGGCGACUCUGGAACUGGCGGGCUAAAUGAAACGUCUCUUUUCCUCUAUCCCACCAACUACGCCGACGGGUUCGGCGAGUUGGAUGCGGCCACUUCAGAUUCAAGCAAUCCCACUGACUCGCAUGGAGGCCUGCAAAUCGGCGAGGAACCAGGGCUGCCGACGCCGACAAGCAUGGAACCAAAGAGUCCAAAAGCGUGAGGCGAGGGGUUCGUAGCGUCCUUCGCUGUCAGUAACUCUCAUACGACUAAAAUGACAAAUAGAUAGACGUAGAACGGAAGCAAAAAGAGGGGAGGGAUGCUUCCAUUCUUCGGACGGUAGAAAUGAUGGCAUUCUCUCCCGCCGGGAAUUGAACCCGGGUCCCGAGCGGAAUCAUCUGUGAAAUUGUACUGACCACUAUACUACGGAACAUUUGAAG